This is a messenger RNA of Fusarium venenatum, 1584 nucleotides long. RefSeq names its product amidase. The record is from RefSeq and is a predicted model, not a curated record. NCBI's taxonomy places the organism in Eukaryota, Fungi, Ascomycota, Sordariomycetes, Hypocreales, Nectriaceae.
AUGGUCGCAAUUCCCAAAGAAGCGAUGCCUGACCCCGAACGACCUUGGACAGAUGUUGUUGCAACUAAGAGAUCAAUUCAAGAUGCCUUGCUUGAAAAACAUCGGCCGGACGCAAAUUCGACACAAAGUGUUUUGGGUACCGAUUUUGUUGAUAUCAAAGAUGUAAUCAACCUUUUGGAAACAAAACAGAUCACGGCUAUUGAACUUAUCCGCGGCUAUAUUGCGAGACAGACAAAUUGUCUAACAGAGAUUUGUUUUGACGACGCCAUGGCGCAAGCAAAACAUCUUGACGAGUACCAAAAAGAAACAGGUCGCCUGAUAGGGCCUUUGCAUGGAGUACCCGUGACAGUAAAAGAUCAAUUUAACAUCGCUGGACUAGAUUCUACCUUGGGGUAUGUGGGCAAGGCCUUCGCGCCAGCAUCACAUGACGCUCCUCUGAUAAACACGUUGAAGGAACUCGGAGCUGUCAUUAUCGCAAAGACAAACCUCCCUCAGAGUAUUAUGUGGUGCGAGACAAACAACCCACUUUGGGGUCUUACUACACAUCCGCAUGACUCGAAACUCACUCCUGGUGGUUCCUCCGGAGGGGAAGCAGCCAUCCUGGCACUUGGCGGUUCGUUAAUUGGCUGGGGAACAGAUCUUGGUGGCUCUAUACGUAUUCCGUGUCAUAUGAAUGGUAUUUGGGGGCUGAGACCAAGUAGCGGUCGAAUAUCGUAUAGGGGUGUCGAACUAACACAGGACGGCCAACAACACAUACCAUCAGUUGUAGGCCCAAUGGCAAGGUCAUUGGACUCACUCACACUGGCCACUAAAUUGUCUAUUGAGGCCGAGCAUUGGACUAUAGACUCACAGCUACCACCCAUUCCAUGGAGGGCAAACCUGUUUCAAACCUUUUCCAAAAAACCACUUGUUAUAGGUGCUUUGCUGAAUGACGGCCUGGUAAAGGUGCACCCGCCGAUCGAGCGAGUGUUCCGUAAGCUUGUAGGACAGCUCAAGUCUGCCGGUCAUGAGAUCGUGGAGUGGAACUCGAGUAUGCAUUCCGAUAUCAUGAAAAUCACAGACGGGUUGCACACAUCAGACGGAGGGGAAGAUAUCCGAAGGGGUGUAUCAGAAGGAGGAGAACCUUUUAUACCCCGAACCCAAGCCUUUGUUGAUUUGGGCAAACCCAUCUCAGUAUACUCCUACUGGCAACUCAACAAACGUAAGGUGACAGCUCAAAAUUCUUACCUUGACAUGUGGAACACAGUACGCUCUCCUUCUGGAAAGAUGGUUGAUCUUCUUCUCGUGCCCACAAUGCCGCAUACCGCAGUGCCGCAUACAUGUUGUUACUGGGCUGGCUAUACAAAAGUUUUCAACCUUUUGGAUUACACCGCAUUGACAUUUCCAGCGGGCAAGGCGAAUAAAGAGCUUGAUGAGAAGUAUAAUGUGACUUAUGAGCCUCGAAACGACAUCGAUGCCCGAGUAUGGGGAUUGUAUGAUGCGUUAGCUAUGGAGGGUCUUCCUGUAGGAUUGCAGCUCGUUGGAAGAAGGUUUGAGGAGGAGAAGGUGUUGGGAGCCAUGACGCAGAUUGAGAAAUUACUAUAG